Molecule: messenger RNA, 975 nt
Organism: Eucalyptus grandis
Lineage: Eukaryota; Viridiplantae; Streptophyta; Magnoliopsida; Myrtales; Myrtaceae
Product: probable polygalacturonase At3g15720
Exons: 8
Coding region: 1-975 (324 amino acids)
Biological process (GO): carbohydrate metabolic process
Molecular function (GO): polygalacturonase activity
Source: RefSeq, a predicted model, not a curated record
AUGACGUGCAAGGGGAUGAUUGCCUUUGUGAAAGCUUGGGAAGACACAUGUGGAGACAGCGGAGAAAAAGGCACACCAACUUUAGCUGUUCCCGGUGGGAAGAAGUUUAGACUAUCUCCUGUCGCUUUCAAAGGCCCAUGCAAGUCUUCAAGCAUUAACGUUCAGAUUGAUGGGACUUUAGUUGCUCCUAGUUCACUAAGUGGUUGGAAAGGCUGCUCUUCGGGUAAAUGGUUGAAUUUCCAAGACGUGGCCAAUCUCAAUGUCAAAGGAUCAGGACAAGUCGAUGGCCAGGGUUCACCUUGGUGGGAUGGAGCUGAGGGACCGGAUGGCUGCGAGAAUAGACCAACUGCCUUGGCCUUUUCUCAGUGCGUCAAUCUGGUCCUAAGUGGACUGAAGCACGUUAACAGUCCAAGGAACCACAUCUCCAUCAGUGGUUGUGAUAAUGGUAUCGUCUCCAAUCUCCAAAUAACCGCACCUGAAAGUAGCCCUAACACAGAUGGAAUCGACAUUUCUCACACCAAUAACCUUGACAUUCACGACCUGGACAUUCAAACAGGGGAUGAUUGCAUCGCUAUAAAUGGUGGCUCCAGCAACAUUAGUAUCACCAGAGUUUCAUGUGGACCUGGCCAUGGUGUAAGUAUCGGAAGCUUAGGAAAGAAUGGAGCUUACGAGACAGUCGAGCAGGUACAAGUGCGGGAUUGCAGCUUCAGUGGAACUACGAAUGGAGUGAGGAUCAAGACUUGGCAGGCAUCCGGCGUGGUGGUGAGCGACGUGACUUUCACCGGUUUUCGAGGGAGCAGUGCUUCAGACCAAGCCAUCAAACUCAGCUGUUCGAGCGUAGGUUGCUCGGAUAUCACAUUGGACAACGUCCAAAUAACAUCAUCGAAGCCUGGAGAUACGGUCACUGCCUCGUGUGAGAAUGCCCAUGGAUCGGCUACUUUGACCACACCUCCUGUGCGUUGCUUAGGUAGUUAG